UUUUUUUUUUGCAAUAAUCUUCAGUUAGUUGGAACAAUAGUUGCUUCAAGUGUCUACUUUGGCACAUCUUGGUGGCUUCUCACAACCAUUGAGCACAUCUGUGAUCCAUCAAAGCUGCCAGUGGGAAGUCCAUGGACAUGUCCUGGUGAUGAUGUGUUCUACAAUGCAUCAAUCAUUUGGGGUGUCAUUGGGCCCCUCAGAAUGUUCACUGACAAAGGAGUCUACCCAGAGCUCAACUGGUUCUUCCUCAUUGGCUUAUUGGCACCUGUCCCUGUUUGGCUGCUCUCUAAACAAUUUCCCAACCAAAGGUGGAUCAAGCUCAUAAACAUGCCCAUUAUACUUGGAGCCACAGGUUACAUGCCUCCUGCUAGGGCUGUGAACUAUUUGACAUGGCUUACAGUUGGGAUUUUCUUCAACUUUUAUGUGUUUAGAAAGUACAAGGGCUGGUGGGCUAGGCACAACUAUAUCCUCUCUGCUGCUUUGGAUGCUGGUGUGGCCUUCACAGCAGUUCUGCUAUAUUUCAUCCUCCAAUCCAAGGAUAUCAUGGGUCCAAACUGGUGGGGCCUACAAGCUGAUGACCAUUGCCCGCUCGCCACGUGUCCCACGGCACCGGGUAUAGUUGCCAAAGGCUGUCCAGUUCUCUGAGAUUAAUGUAAUUCACAUGUGCCUGUGCAAAUCAUAUAUAGUUAGCCCAGUUCUGGCUGAUUGGUGGUAAUGGAUAUGAAGCUG
Prunus avium (sweet cherry) is the source of this 729-nucleotide messenger RNA. The record is from RefSeq and is a predicted model, not a curated record. Lineage: Eukaryota; Viridiplantae; Streptophyta; Magnoliopsida; Rosales; Rosaceae.